This is a messenger RNA of Phyllostomus hastatus (greater spear-nosed bat), 2109 nucleotides long. Its product is annotated as zinc finger protein 850-like. The record is from RefSeq and is a predicted model, not a curated record. Gene Ontology annotation, molecular function: DNA-binding transcription repressor activity, RNA polymerase II-specific. The transcript has a single exon. NCBI's taxonomy places the organism in Eukaryota, Metazoa, Chordata, Mammalia, Chiroptera, Phyllostomidae. Gene Ontology annotation, biological process: negative regulation of transcription by RNA polymerase II.
AUGUGUAAAGAAUGUGGCAAAGAAUUUUGGAGUACCUCAGCCUUUACUCAUCAUCAGAGAUUUCAGACUGGAUACUGGCCUGGUAAAUACAGAGAAUGUUCUAAAGCUUUUAACCAAUCUUCAGAUUUCAAUGAAUAUCAGAGAAUUCAUACAGGAAAGAAAAUUCUCCAAUGUAGUGAAGGAGCCAGCGCCUUUACAGAGUCCUGCAGUCUUGCACAAGAUCACAGAAUUCAUACUGGAGAAAAGCAUUAUGAGUGUAGAGAAUGUGGAAAAGCCUUUAGGUCAUCCUCAACCUUUACUUGUCCUCAGAGAGUUCAUACUGCAGGGAAACCUUAUAAAUGUAUACAAUAUGGCAAAGCAUUAACACAGUCUUCAAACCUUACUGGACAUCAGACAAUUCACACUGGAGAGAAACCUUAUGAAUGUACACAAUGUGGCAAAACCGUUAGCCGGACUGCACACCUGACACAACAUCAAAAAAUUCAUACUGGAGAGAAGCCUUAUGACUGUACACAAUGUGGAAAAACCUUUAGCCGGACUUCAACCCUUACUCAGCAUCAGAGAAUUCAUACUGGAGAGAAGCCUUAUGAAUGUAUACAAUGUGGGAAAAACUUUAGACAACAGGGAACACUUAAUAAACAUCAGAAAAUUCAUACUGGAGAGAAGCCCUAUGAAUGUAGACAGUGUGGCAAAACCUUUAGCCAGACUGCACACCUCACUCAACAUGAGAAAAUUCAUACUGGAGAGAAGCCUUAUGACUGUACACAAUGUGGAAAAACCUUUAGCCGGACUUCAACCCUUACUCAGCAUCAGAAAAUUCAUACUGGAGAGAAGCCUUAUGACUGUACACAAUGUGGAAAAACCUUUAGCCGGACUUCAACCCUUACUCAGCAUCAGAAAAUUCAUACUGGAGAGAAGCCUUAUGAAUGUAUACAAUGUGGGAAAAACUUUAGACAACAAGGAACACUUAGUCAACAUCAGAAAAUUCAUACUGGAGAGAAGCCUUAUGACUGUACACAAUGUGGAAAAACCUUUAGCCGGACUUCAACCCUUACUCAGCAUCAGAAAAUUCAUACUGGAGAGAAGCCUUAUGAAUGUAUACAAUGUGGGAAAAACUUUAGACAACAAGGAACACUUAGUCAACAUCAGAAAAUUCAUACUGGAGAGAAGCCCUAUGAAUGUAGACAGUGUGGCAAAACCUUUAGCCAGACUGCACACCUGACUCGACAUCAGAAAAUUCAUACUGGAGAGAAGCCCUAUGAAUGUAGACAGUGUGGGAAAGCCUUUAGACACCAGAGAACACUUACUCAACAUCAGAGAAUUCAUACUGGAGAGAAGCCUUAUAAAUGUACACAAUGUGGUAACGCAUUUAGGGUCCUAUCAACACUUACUAAACAUCAGAGAAUUCAUACUGGAGAGAAGCCUUAUAAAUGUACACAAUGUGGUAACGCAUUUAGGGUCCUAUCAACACUUACUAAACAUCAGAGAAUUCAUACUGGAGAGAAGCCUUAUGAAUGUACACAAUGUGGCAAAACCUUUAGCCAGACUGCACACCUCACUCAACAUGAGAAAAUUCAUACUGGAGAGAAGCCUUAUGAAUGUACACAAUGUGGGAAAAACUUUAGACAACAGGGAACACUUAGUCAACAUCAGAAAAUUCAUACUGGAGAGAAGCCCUAUGAAUGUAGACAGUGUGGGAAAGCCUUUAGACACCAGAGAACACUUACUCAACAUCAGAAAAUUCAUACUGGAGAGAAGCCUUAUAAAUGUACACAAUGUGGUAACGCAUUUAGGGUCCUAUCAACACUUACUAAACAUCAGAGAAUUCAUACUGGAGAGAAGCCUUAUGAAUGUACUCAAUGUGGUAAAGCCUUUAGACAGGCCUCACAUCUCACUGGACAUCUGAAAAUUCACCCUGGACAGAAGCCUCAUGAAUGUAUUCAAUGUGGGGAAGCCUUUAGGCUCCAGUCAGCACUUACUGGACAUCAGAAAACUCAUACUAGAUAAAAGCCUUAUAUAUGUGAAAUGUGUGCCAAAGCCUUUAAACUGUCCUGUAACCUUUCUCAGCAUCAGAAAAUUCAUGUAGGGGAGAAACCUUGUAAGUGUUGA